AUGGCCUCGGCCAGCAUUGCAGUUGCUGUGCAGGCGAUGGAUGAAAAGAAGCUGCCAAACAUUAGUGGCAAUGAAUACGUUCGGAUGGGAUGUGGUUUUAAUAGUGUGGUUUUACAUGAACAGGAUAGCCUCACUGCGGUGGUGCACGACAUGCUUUUGGGAGCAUUGUACGCAACCAGCGCCUGCGUUAUGUUCGGCGCCACAAUCUACUUUGCAGCAAAGCGCAGUGAGACCUUCGAGGCUGCUCAGCGUAUCACCGGACCUGUCUCCUUCAUAGUCAAGUACUCGCGUUGCGGUGAACCCGUUAAUCUCUAUCUUCGUCUGGGUCUCGCACUCUUUGCAGCGAUGAGCAUCGGACAAAGUGCAAUUCGUCUGCACGAGAUGCAAAUGGAACCGCCCAUGCAUUGGCCCGAGGUCUUCAAAUCCACCUUCGAAAUUAGUUUCUUCACAGCUCAGACUCUGUUCAUCCUCAUCUAUCACCGGAUAGUAAUACUGCACAACAACGAGAUAUUUGGAGCGUGUUUCAUUCACGUAUUGAGCACGAACCUCUGCAUGUGGGCUGACGUUAUGGUGGACAAGGUGAGCACAACGCUGCACCUUGACCACAAGCAGGGUCACUCAUCGGGCUCUUCGGUCUCGUUCUAUCUUCUGCCUGCGGUCUCCGAGUAUUGUCUUCUCUCCGUCGCUCUCAUCUACGAAAUUACUGUGCGCAUUGGGCAGCCCAGCUACAUAGAACUAGAGGAGGAUGAAGAUGAAGAUGUUGAGAGGGAGGAUGAGGAGGAGGAGGAGGAGGAAGAAGAGGUGACUAACCGAAUGCAUAACCGAGGGCAAGGUAGUUCGAAAGACGAAAGGGAGGGUGAACAGGAGGCAAGUGUGGCAAACAGUAAGUCCGGAAGCAUCUCCGAUCUCGAGCUAUCCUCCCAGGGCGUCAAAGAUCAGAAGCGCAUCUGUGGCCGCUCGUUUUCACGUAAAAUCGCCAGGACUGUCAAGAAGGUGAAGGCAGGAAUUGCAAACUGUGGUACGAAUAUCAAGUCAGGCUAUUGGGCACCGUUGCUCAUCGUUUUGACCAUCUCUGCACUGACAGUGGUCACAGGUGUGGCACCCAAGACCUCUCAUAUCACACCCUGGAAGUGUGCUGUUCUCUUCGCCGAGGAGAUGUUCCUCAACUGCAUGGGCAUAUUCGUCACCUUUGCGUCCUUCUUUAAGAUUCGUCAUCUCAAGUUCACCAUUGCCUCACGUCAGAGUGUUAUUGACGAGUUCGUCCUCUACAUUGCUUUCUUCUUCUCUGCCAAUUACCUCGUUGCCACUGUCGCCCUCGCCAGCUAUUUUAACCGCGUCACCACAGAUUUAGUGUAUAAGGACCUCCUGAUGGGCAGACUGGCGUUGAACAUGUUGGAGCUAGUGGAGGUGAUUCUCCAGACCUAUCUUAUCCAGGACUGCUUCCGUCGAUGUAGCGAGGAAGACUUCCAGCAACGCAUCAAGCCGAGCCGACAAAUGAUUGCAGUGCUGUUAGGCAUCAACCUCGCAGGCUGGGUAGUAAAGUCGUUCCAGCUGAAGGAGGCAGACGUUCUCUAUAAUAUUACCGUUCGAGACGAGAUUGCCUACGGCUGGGUCCUCAUUGCUAUCACCAUGCCCGUCUUUCUCUUCUAUCGCUAUCACUGCACUGUCUGUCUCUCUCAGUCCUUCACUAUGCUUUAUGAGGAUGAGACACGUCGAUUUGAGGCGCUGUGGCGUCAGAAUCCUAUCUACCUCUCAAACCUUCUAAGCCAUACGAAUCUAGCGCUGUGCGAGGAGGGAGACCACUUCCACGCUCGUGAAAACCUCGCCUCAGCGCGCAUGUCCAACCGUCAACUGAGCGAAAUGCUCCACCGUAAGUUCUCCACGCAGUCUUUCCAGCAGAUAGAGUACAUGAUGCCACGGCGCGCCAGCUUCUUCCACUCUGGCGCCAUCUCCACUUCUACCACGAGCAUGCACGACGUCGAGCUGUUCCCUCCACAGCUCCAUGCCACUCCACCAUUGCACAAACUCUCCUCUAUCCACUGCACACAAAAGAAGCUCUCUGUGCCCAACCUCAAGCGCGUUAGUGUGCCUGGCCCUAAAUCGUCCAUCAAAGCAACAUCGGGCGCCUUCCCUUCGCGUUGCCGUCUCGCCGAGUCGGAGAGCUACGAGGGACCCAACUAUUUUCUGUCACGCAUCAGUCCUGCCAGCAAUGCGACUUCUGCCAUCCGCAACGAUCACUCCACUCAAACUACAUCCGUCUUUCUGCCCAGUGACCAACACCACCUCACUUCCGUCCACCACCAACAAAUGCAUUCGUCAAGGCCAUCCACACUCCAACCGUCAAGCAGCAGCCAGCGUCAGAUUACCGACGGAGUUCCUCCUCCAGAGGUAGAUGGAAUGCAAAGACGCCAGACGCUGGUAAAUCUUGAGACUGCAAAGUACCGCUACUUGGCUGCCGAAAUGGCUCACAAACGUGUGCUCGAACGCUCCGUCGAUGGAGCUGGGGAAAGUUGGAAGAAGCGCACAAAACCCAAGAGGAAGCGUGCCAAAGGCGGGAAGUUGCCAGCAUCCAAAGGGCGGAUACAAAAUUCCACCUUAUCUGGAAAAAACGUGCCUUCUAGUUCAUCCCCAAUGACCACACUGAAUACUACCAAGCCGCCUACACCACCACCAACGCAGCCUACGGACCCACCACCAGGCCAACCGCAACAGGCUCAACUACCCAUGAGAGGAUUUGAACCGUCAAAAGUAGUACCUCUGUUAAUUGCGCGGAAUAUAGUCAAUACAACUGACGGAGGACUGCUGUCGGCAGUGCCCGAGGAGGGUGGUCACGACCUUAGCAUCACUCCCUCUCCACCACUCGUCACUUCGUCCCCCUCCUCCGCCGCAGAAAGGGACACAGUUAUAGAAGCUAGAACCGCGGGUUCAUCUCGAUCGAAUAAACAGAGUGGGGAUAGAAACCGUACUGCCAACGAAGCCGGCAGUCCGGAAACGACAGUGUCGCCAGCCUCGGGUGACACGGAGCUGGAGUACACGUCCUCCGCUUCGGCCACCUCUUCCGCUGGCGGCGCAGCCAUUUUUGACGGAGGAAAGGCGGCAGCAACUAGCAAGAAGUGA
Molecule: messenger RNA, 3117 nt
Organism: Hydatigera taeniaeformis
Lineage: Eukaryota; Metazoa; Platyhelminthes; Cestoda; Cyclophyllidea; Taeniidae
Source: the annotation of a GenBank genome assembly